CUUAAAAGAAAGAAAUAUCUGAACUAGGAAGGAAGGAUUCUUCAAUGUUUCCUUAUCCAUAGCUUCAGAAUCUGGCCACCAUUUUAUUAUCAUAUCAUAUCGAUAAGGAACUACAGAAGCAGUGGAAGAUAUGUCAGUUUCUCUACUCCCAAUUGAUCAUCUUUCAAUAACAAAAGCUUUCCAAAUUCACGCCAGCUACUUCAAUCCUUCCACAACCAUCUCAAGAUGUAGGCACAAAUGCUCCCUAGUCAGAUGUUGUGAUAGAAGAAGGGAAGGGAGUGCAAGAAUAAAGAAGAAUUACUAUGAGUUGCUGGGAGUUUCAGUUGAUUCCAGUAACCAGAAAAUUAAGGAGGCUUAUAGGAAGUUACAAAAGAAAUAUCACCCUGAUAUUGCUGGACAGAAGGGCCAUGAGGACGCUCUGAUGCUGAAUGAAGCCUAUAAUGUCCUGAUGACAGAUGAUCUUAGGACAAAGUAUGAUGCUUCCAUUGGUCAUAUGACAGUGCAGAUUGGGAAAAACAACUAUGUUAAUGUCAUGGGUUCCAGCUCAUGGAAAGGGCCAUUGAGACCCCAAGCUCUGUUUGUUGAUGAAAAUGCAUGUAUAGGGUGCAGAGAAUGUGUGCACCAUGCUAGCAACACGUUCAUCCUGGAUGAAUCAAUUGGAUGCGCACGAGUAAAAACUCAAUAUGGAGAUGACGACCAAAAAAUAGAGGUAUCAGUUGAAUCAUGUCCUGUGAACUGCAUCUACUGGGUGGAUAGGGAAGAAUUGGCACUUCUUGAAUUCCUAAUUCAACCACAACUAAAGCAAGGUUAUGGUGUAUUUGGGCAAGGCUGGGAUAGACCUGCUAAUGUUUUCACGGCAGCAAAGACAUUGAGCAAGCAGUUGAGACAGGAGGCUGAACAUAAUCACAACAAUGUGCAAACAACUGUAGAGGAAGAAACCCCUGCUCAAGCAGAGGCUCGUGCCAACGCUGCCUUGAAAAUCAAGAUGGAGAGCUUCUCAAAAAUCUGGGAUUCAUUGAAUGGAAUUUUUGGUUAAAAUAGUUCAUUUGGGACCACUUCAGAAAAUAUUAAACUUUCCUAGUUAUGCUUCUUUGCAUACUCCUUUAAGAUGUUUAGGAAGUCAGAAGAGAGGGGAAGAAAA
Messenger RNA from Populus euphratica (Euphrates poplar), 1141 nucleotides. RefSeq lists its product as uncharacterized. The record is from RefSeq and is a predicted model, not a curated record. Lineage: Eukaryota; Viridiplantae; Streptophyta; Magnoliopsida; Malpighiales; Salicaceae. The transcript is spliced from 6 exons. Bases 131 to 1036 code for a protein of 301 amino acids.